This is a messenger RNA of Ooceraea biroi (clonal raider ant), 1724 nucleotides long. RefSeq names its product Calumenin B scf (gene scf). Gene Ontology annotation, cellular component: endoplasmic reticulum. Gene Ontology annotation, molecular function: calcium ion binding. Lineage: Eukaryota; Metazoa; Arthropoda; Insecta; Hymenoptera; Formicidae. The record is from RefSeq and is a predicted model, not a curated record.
UAAAUUAUCACAUAAAUCUAUCAAGAUCACAUCAGUAAUACGUCACACGAUCCAAGCGUUACACAUAAGAAGCAGCUAUCGGGAGGAGCGCGGAACGAGCGCCCCGCAUUUCCGUAAUGCUCGCUCGAAGAUGCCGCGGGAUCUCAGUGAUUAUGGUCCACGUGGAGACUGUCGAUUUGUUUCCCGGUCGGCGCCGUGGCCGCCGCACGCUCGGCGCGCGUUCCUCGUCCGGGACGAAGACGAAACGCGUCCGUCCGCGUGCGAGCGCUCGCUCGGCAGCCUCCGCGGCGUCGCGCGUCUCCUAUAAACAGCUCCGACAUUGAGAAGUGGGGGUGUGGCGUUGGGUUUCCCGUCGCUCUUGCUGAUGUGGAACGUGAGAAAGAAGCCCCGUCGUUCCUCGCGCCGCCAGUGAAGGAGCCUGCUCGUUCUGACGCUCGGAAGCCGCCCCCUCGAACAGCCCGUCGAGUCGACCCUCGUUGCGCACUGUUUACUUUCCCUUUCACGUUUUGUAUGCGAGGACUCAUGUUCCUCCAGAUACUGAUCGGUUUUUCCAUCCUGGCGACGGCAAUCCCGAAGCCGGACAGCGAGCAUCGCAUCUUGAGCAAGGAUGUAAGCAGCGAGGAUCACUACAUCAACUCGCAACACAACUCAGCCUACGAUCAUGAGGCCUUCCUUGGGGAAGAGGCGAAAACCUUCGAUCAACUUAGCCCUGAGGAGAGCACCAGGAGGCUAGGCAUAAUUGUUGAUAAAAUAGACAAGGAUAACGAUGGCUACGUGACUCAGGAAGAGCUGAAGGACUGGAUAAUGUACACGCAACAGCGUUACAUCAGAGACAACGUGGAACGUCAGUGGAAGGCUCAUAAUCCGGAAGGAAAGGAGAAACUGCCGUGGACGGAGUACAAGGCUCUGGUUUACAAUUACAUGGACGAGCACGAGAAAGAGAGGCAGGACAAGUCGGAUGACAAUACCCUUUCAUACAUGCAAAUGCUGAAGAGAGAUCGUAGAAGAUGGACCGCUGCAGACUUGGACGGCGACGAUGCCUUAACUAAGGAGGAAUUUGUCGGCUUCCUUCACGCGGAGGAGGUGGAGCACAUGAAGGAUGUGAUAGUACUGGAAACGAUGGAGGACAUUGACAAGGAUGGAGAUGGAAAGAUAUCUCUUACAGAGUACAUCGGCGACAUGUAUCUAGGUAACGAGGGCGAAGAAGAGCCGGAAUGGGUGAAGAACGAAAAGGAACAAUUUUCGUUGUACAGAGACAAAGAUGGGGACGGAUACUUGAAUACCGACGAGGUAAAAACGUGGAUCAUUCCGGCGGAAUUCGAUCACGCCGAGGCAGAAUCCAGGCAUUUGAUUUAUGAAGCGGAUACGGACGCGGAUCAUAAGCUUACCAAGGAUGAGAUUUUAGAGAAAUAUGACAUUUUCGUUGGAUCUCAGGCGACAGACUUUGGCGAGGCGUUAAAGAGACAUGACGAGUUCUGAGGGUGCAGUCUCAUAAAAAUUAAAGAUUACUAACGAACAAAACUUAAACUCUUGUAACGCUUUACUUAAGAUCUUUUUAGUUUAUAAAUCAUUUACGAAGGAGAGUAUUUAUCUACUUAUUCUAUUAUACAUGUUUUAUAUAUUAACGUAGAUGAAAGAAAUAUAUAAAAUGCUAUAUCUGCCAAAAAUUGUAAAGAUUAAUUAGCUGUUGUUAUACAAAAAAAAAAUAAACUUUUGAUACUAUA